This is a messenger RNA of Peronospora belbahrii, 2976 nucleotides long. The record is from the annotation of a GenBank genome assembly. Lineage: Eukaryota; Oomycota; Peronosporomycetes; Peronosporales; Peronosporaceae.
AUGACCUCCAAACCUCCCGAGCCUUUUAAUCCGAAUCAGACGAAAGGCUCAAUGAUUCAAGUAGAUGAGACAAAUUUAUUACGUGACAUGUCGCACUUGACAUUUGAUGACGUUAUAGAGGAAGAAAUGUUUUUGGAUUACUAUACAACAAGAGAAUUACCACUUCAUGCUUGUGCAUAUUGUGGUUUACAUGAUCCAGCAUCUGUUGUAAAAUGUGUUACUUCAGACAAAUGGUUUUGUAAUUCACGUGGUAAUACAAGUGGAUCACAUAUUAUCCAACAUCUUGUACGAAGUAAGAAUAAGGAAGUGUCAUUACAUCCAGAAUCACCAUUAGGUGAAACAGUUCUCGAGUGUUAUAAUUGUGGUUGUCGGAAUGCGUUUCUAUUGGGUUUUAUACCAGCAAAACAAGAUUCCGUUGUAGUCUUAUUAUGUCGUGAUCCAUGUUUACAAAUGAAUGCAUUAAAGGAUAUGAGCUGGGAUAUGUCACAAUGGUUACCCAUUAUUGAUGAUCGAAGUUUCUUACCGUGGCUUGUGAAAGUACCAUCGGAACAUGAACAAUUACGUGCACGACAAAUUACAUCCAAUCAAAUUGCAAAAUUGGAAGAAUUGUGGCGCGAGAAUCCAUUAGCUACGGUUGAAGAUUUAGACCGACCUGGUAUUGAUGAUGAACCUGUGAAAGUCUCACCGACCUAUGAUGAUGGAUAUCAGUAUCAGAAUAUUUUUGGACCCUUGAUCAAGAUGGAAUCUGACUAUGAUAAGAAAAUGAAGGAAUCUCAAACCCAGGAAGGAGUUAUGGUUCGUUGGGAUACUGGUCUCAAUAAGAAGCGCAAUGCUAUUUUUACGUGUUCAAGACCCGACUCGGAUUUGAGACUAGUUCCGGGUGAUGAAAUUCGCCUACGUUUGGGACCGACUGCAAGCAUGUUGUAUGGAAAAGACUGGGAAGGUACGGGUCAUGUCCUCCGAUUAGAGGAGUCCGAAGUCGCACUUGAGAUGCGUAGCAACAAUGUGCCACUGGAAAUUGCAGACGGGUACCUGGUAGACUUUGUCUGGAAAUCGACAUCAUUUGACCGCAUGCAGGCCGCCAUGAAGACCUUUGCAGUGGACGACACGUCACUGACAGGGUACUUGUAUCACAAGAUAUUAGGUCAUGCCGUUGACGUGCAGCCUCUUCGCAUUCCGCGCUCUGUAGGCACGCAUUUUUCGGCCCCUGGACUACCUGAGCUGAAUCCGCCACAAAUGGAAGCAGUGAAGGGUGUCCUGGAGCAGCCUCUGAGCUUAAUCCAAGGCCCUCCUGGCACGGGCAAGACCGUAACGUCGGCUUCCAUCGUCUUUCACAUGUCGAAGCAGAACAUGGGCCAGGUGCUGGUGACAGCGCCUAGCAACAUCGCUGUGGACCAUCUGACGAUGAAGAUUAGUGCGACGGGACUUCGCGUGGUUCGUCUUGCGGCUAAAAGCCGCGAGGCCGUCGCCUCUUCGGUCGAGCACCUGUCUCUGCAUGCAAUGAUCAAGUCGCUGGACUCACCUGACAAGGCUGAUUUGCGCAAACUUAUGCAAUUGAAGGAUGACCAGGGUGAAUUGUCGUCGCAGGACGAAAAACGUUUUAAGUCCUUGAAACGCCAGGCAGAGCGCGAAAUCCUGCAAGCUGCAGAUGUUAUUUGUACGACAUGUGUUGGUGCGGGUGAUCCUCGACUGUCUAACUUUCGUUUCCGCCAAGUACUAAUUGACGAGGCUACCCAGGCUACGGAACCUGAGUGUCUGAUUCCGAUUGUUCAAGGUGCUAAGCAUGUGGUGAUGGUAGGUGAUCACCGUCAGUUAGGACCUGUCGUCAUGAACAAAAAGGCUGCGAAUGCAGGGCUAAACCAAUCGCUUUUUGACCGUCUCCUGCUGCUCAACCAUCGUCCAUUUCGCUUGCGUGUGCAGUAUCGUAUGCACCCGUUUUUGUCCGAGUUCCCCUCUAACCAAUUUUACGAAGGUGAGCUACAGAACGGUGUGUCUGCAAGUGAACGUCAGCUUUCCAGUGUUGACUUUCCGUGGCCGAAUCCGAACAAGCCGACAUUUUUUUACAUUUGCCUGGGCGCAGAAGAAAUUAGUUCGUCUGGUACGAGUUACUUGAAUCGCACGGAGGCAAGUAAUGUGGAGAAGAUUGUUACGAUAUUCCUGAAGGCCGGGGUGAUGCCGUCGCAGAUCGGUGUUGUUACACCGUAUGAGGGCCAGCGGGCUUACGUGGUUAGUUACAUGCAGCGCAAUGGAUCUAUGCGCUCUCAGCUCUAUAAGGAUGUGGAAGUGGCGAGCGUGGACUCGUUUCAAGGCCGAGAAAAAGAUUUGAUCAUUCUUUCCUGCGUACGCUCAAACGAGAAUCAGGGUAUUGGUUUCUUAAGUGACAAGCGCCGUCUGAAUGUGGCUCUAACGCGUGCGAAGUAUGGUGUCAUUGUUCUGGGCAACCCACGGGUGUUGGCAAAGCAAUCGCUUUGGAACAUGUUGCUGAAUCACUACCGUGAUAAUCAACUCAUUGUUGAAGGGCCACUGAACAAUUUAACGCCUUCGCACAUGCAGUUCCCUCCACCGCGACACCAGGGCCGUGGUGUUCCUCGUAAUGGUGUCGGAUCGGGUCGUCAACGUGACCCCGUGCCUUCUCUGGAUUCGCGCUUUGAUCCACGCUAUGACCAUUCAGGAGUGUCUCCGUCGGACUUGCUUGGGACCGGUGUGGUGUCACCGCCUACAUCACAGCAGCGUGGAGGUCCACGUCGUGGGCCACACGUGUAUGCUGCUGGAAGUAUGGGUCCAUUAUCCCAGGACGGCAUGACUCAAUCUUCAAUUGGAAUGGAAGGACCAUUUACGCAGGUGGCACAGACACAGUCUUUCAGCCAAAUAUCAAGUGACAAGUUUGGAAUGUCACAAGAUAGUUUUGGGUACGAGCACGAUUUCAAGUCGCAGAAUAUUCCGAUGUCGCAAGAUACUCGUAACGACUUUUAUUAA